Molecule: messenger RNA, 605 nt
Organism: Chanos chanos (milkfish)
Lineage: Eukaryota; Metazoa; Chordata; Actinopteri; Gonorynchiformes; Chanidae
Product: protein NATD1
Exons: 3
Coding region: 41-436 (131 amino acids)
Source: RefSeq, a predicted model, not a curated record
GACGGUUCAGCUAACUGGAGUUCAAAACCUCUGCGUCGAAAUGUUAUCCUUUCGAAACAGUUUGCUAGAAGGCACGCGAGCCGUCGUGUCUUAUCUAUCAACGAAUACAGCGCGAUUUUGUGUUUCAGGCAGUGAAUUAAAAUUGAAUGUGCUUCAUGACAGACAAAACCAGUGUUUCACUAUCAAUUUGGACAACGCGGGUAGCACCGAAAGCGCCAUACUGCGGUACAACCACGAAGGUAACGGGAGGAUCCAUUUACUAUCAACGACUGUUCCGGAGUCCUUCAGGGGUAGAGGUGUUGCUGCCCACCUUGCAAAGGCCGCCAUGGAUUUUGUCGUUAAUGAAAAUCUGAAGGCAAACGUCUCCUGUUGGUAUAUCAAGAAAUAUGUGGACGAAAAUCCUCAUCUUGGCUACAAGAACCAUGUUGUAGACUAACUAAAAAUUUUGUCAGUCGAAUUUCAGUAAGUCACAUGGUUUUAGUCUUGGACUUGUUUGUGGGCAACUGAAAGAUUUAUCAACGUAAAAAGAUGAACAAAACCGACACUGUGAUUGUAAAUAAUUGUUCUUUGUAAUACUUAAUAAGGAUUGUUAAAAUUAAGGAAGG